AUGGAGAGACUCAAUUCACCUGGACCUGAGGGUGGUUCCAACAUGGAGAGACCCAACUCACCUGGACCUGAGGGUGGUUCCAACAUGGAGAAACCCAAUUCGCCUGGACUUGAGGGUGGUUCCAACAUGGAGAGAUCCAAUUCACCUGGACUUGAGGGUGGUUCCAACAUGGAGAAACCCAAUUCGCCUGGACUUGAGGGUGGUUCCAACAUGGAGAGAUCCAAUUCACCUGGACCUGAGGGUGGUUCCAACAUGGAGAGACCCAACUCACCUGGACCUGAAGCAGGCAGGGCCCACGAGAGCAGUGGGGAAUCCGGGGAAAGAACUACGCAGACAUUGCUAAAUGCGCACAUACAGCGCCAGCUCUUCAGACAGUCCUUCUACCAAGAGGGUGAGGGACCCAGAGAGGUUUGCAGCCACCUCCACGAUCUCUGCCGCCAGUGGCUGAAGCCAGAGCAACACACCAAGGCUGAGAUGCUGGACCUGGUGAUCCUGGAGCAGUUCCUGAGCAUCCUGCCCCCAGAGAUGGGGAGCUGGGUCCGAGAGUGUGGGGCAGAGACCUCUUCCCAGGCGGUGGCCCUGGCGGAAGGCUUCCUCCUGAGUCAGACAGAGGACAAGAGGCGGGAAGAACAGGCCCAAAAUAACUGUAUUGAAGUCCAGCGUGAUGUCCCUACAUCAGAGAAAUCUCCUUCAGACACCACCCAGAGGCUCCAGCUGAAAGACCUCAAGCAGAAAGGGGAUGGAGCGGCAACUUUGCAAGGGACUGGAAUGAUGUUGUCAACAAAUGGAGUGGAACUGAAUCAGGGCCCAAUCGCCUUUAAGGAUGUGGCUGUCAAUUUCUCCCUGGAGGAGUGGGUUCUCCUGAAUCCUGAUCAGAAAGUCUUGCAUAUGCAGAUCAUGGAAGAGAUUCGUGGGAUUUUGGACUGUCUUGAAAAUGUCCAGCAAGGAAAGCCAUCAGGAGCAUUUCAUCGUAAAAGGAAGUUGCAGCAUUGCAAAGAAGAUGAGAAUCAAUCUAAAGCAUUGCAAACCACCUCACCAUCAUGUGCAACAAGAAACACAGAGCCAACUAAAUUGACUGAAUCAGCUCAUGACGAUAACGACAAGAUACCAAUAUCUGAUCUUCCACCUGGACCACCAGCAAGUCAAGACCAUCUUACAGUGACCACAGCAACACCAUUAGCACCUUCCAUUAUUGACCUAACUGGGACCGAUACCGAAGAUGUGGAUGAUGAUUUAUUAGGAGAUGCAGUCCUGCCAUCUAGUCCGCAAACCAUUGAAACUGAACUAAGCAGAGACCCAUUAUCGAUUUCAGAUGAUUGUGGAGAGUGGCCAUCUAAAAUAAAUGAUGAGGUACGGAAAAUACUUGUGAAACGAGGACCUCAGCAAGUCACUGACAAAGAUUUUCCUCGGGACAGUAGGGGUAGGAGAUUUACCUCAAAACACUAUACAAGGAAACUGCGCAACGGAGAGCAAGUCGACAGGAUUUGGCUACUAUAUUCUAAAUUGAAAAAUGCAGUUUUUUGUUUUGCUUGCAAAGUUUUUGGAAAUGCUAAUUCUCUUCUUGCUAGUAGCAAAGGGUAUUCUGACUGGCAGAACUUGGGCAAGGUUUUGACCAGUCAUGAGAAAUCCCAUACUCAUAUUACAAACUGUACAUCUUGGCAUGAACUCUCUGCACGUUUAUGUUUAAACAAAACUAUUGAUGCAGAACAUGAAAGGCUUGUUCAUGCUGAAUCUGGACAUUGGCAUCAAGUUCUGAAACGCUUACUAUGUGUAGUACAGUUUUUGGGGACUCAAGGAUUGGCAUUUCGAGGGAAUAAAGAGGCUCUAUUUGAACGUAAUAAUGGCAACUUUUUAAAAAUGGUAGAACAUAUAGCAAAGUUUGAUGCUUUUAUGGCCGAACAUCUGAGAAGAAUCGCUUCCAAAGAAACACACGUUCACUAUUUGAGCAAAAAUGUCCAGAACGAGUUUGUUAGUUUCUUGUCGGCCAAGAUCCAGGGUAAUAUUUUACAACAACUACACCAGGCAAAAUAUUAUUCGAUUAGAUUAGACUGCAUUCCCGAUGUUAGCCACACCGAACAAAUGACGUUGGUGGUAAAAUUCGUAAAAAUUGAAGCAAAUGAAGAUGUCUCAGUUAAGGAACAUUUUUUAGGCUUUGUUCCUGUUACCCAUUCUUCAGGUGAAGGCCUCACAGAAAUUUUACUCAAAGAGUUAGAAACACGAGGCAUUCCUUUAAAAACCAUGAGAGGCCAGGGCUAUGACAAUGCUUCUGCAAUGAAGGGAAAGCAUUCUGGAGUUCAGAAGAGGAUCCUUGAGUUAAAUCCGAGAGCCUUUUAUGUACCAUGUGGAAACCACUCCCUGAACUUGGUCUUAAAUGAUGCAGCUCUGUCUUGCAGCGUUGCAGUAGACUGUUUCAGCACCAUACAAGAAAUCUUUAACUUUUUUUCAAGUUCUACUGAAAGAUGGAGUAUUUUGUCAAAGCAUGUUUCAGUUCUCAAAGUCAGACCACUCUGCAUUAUUAGGUGGGAAAGUAAAAUCGAGGCAUUGUUGCCUUUGAGGUUCCACAUUGAAGAAGUAUAUGAUGCCUUAUAUGAAGCUUCUCAAGAGCAGAAAUUUGGUGCAUUUGGUAGGAACACUGCUAUCACGCUUCUAAAGAAACUGAAAAGCUUCAAGUUUCUAUGCUGUUUAGUGACAUGGCAUGAGAUCCUGCAUAAGAUAAAUAUGGUGAGUAAACGGUUGCAAAAAGUCACAAAUAAUCUUCAAAGUUCUAUGAAUCUUAUUAAGAGUGUACAAUCAUUUCUAGAAAAGAUGAGAUCUGAUGAAGGUCUAAAUAGCGUCAUUAAGGAUGCAAAGGAACUUGCAGAAAAAAUUGAUGUUGCUGCUGACUUUGAAAAAGAAACGCUAGUUCGACCAAGAGAAGUAAACAAUGAGAGUGAAGAUGAAGCUGCACAUUCAAGUGAGAGUGAAGAUGAAGCUGCACAUUCCAAUGAGAGUGAAGGUGAUGCUGCACAUUCCAGUGAGAGUGAAGAUGAAGCUGUACAUUCUGAUAAAGAAUCUUUUAAAGUCAACUUCUUCUUUGUUGUGCUUGACACAGCAAUAUCCUCAUUAAAGGAGAGAUGUGAGCUAAUGGAAAACCAUAGCGAAAGUUUCAAAUUUCUGUAUGAUAUUUCAAAGCUUGGGAAAAGUUUGAAUGAAACAGAAUUGAAGAAUGACUGUCAACAUCUUCAAACCGUUUUGAGCGAUGGAGAAGACUGCGAUGUGAACGGUGAUGAUCUGUUUGAUGAGCUACAAAUAUUUGCACCUAUGCUGCCCCCUGGAAGCAACCCAGCUGAAGCCUUGUCUUUCCUAACCAAACGUGGUUAUGUAGAUACUUUCCCAAAUGUUUAUAUUGCAUUGAGAAUUCUGUUAACGCUUCCAGUAUCAAUGGCCAGCGAUGAAAUGAGUUUUUCAAAAUUAAAAUGUAUAAGGAACUACUUAAGAUCAUCUUCGGGCCAAGAGCGCGUGAGUGAACUAGCAACCUUGGCCAUUGAAAAAGACUUGUUGGAUGAAAUGGAAACAGACUUACUAGUGCGCGAGUUUUCAAAACGGAAAGCUAGAAAAAUCUUUUUUUAAUUUUAAAGGUGUUCAAGUUAAUUUGUGUUAAGACACACGGGAUGUUAAAAUAUCCACUCAAGUGAAGAGGCCAGAGGCUAGCUAUGUUGCCACACCUAUUGCCAUGGGCCAGGCUGGCAUGGCACUUCUGAAGGACAAGAGUUUGCUUCCUUACAAAGAAGGUGUCUAUUCUCAUGGGGCUGCAUUCUCUAAAACAAAACUGAUUGACAGACGCAACAAGCAUGCAAUUUAGUUGUCUGUUAUUAGUAAGCCCAAAGUCUGAGAAAUCUGACGAGACAGCAUGACCAGGAACUUAAAAUUGUUGCUAAUUCGUGAAGCGUUCCAUAUUUUAAAGCAUUUAAUGAAUGAGUUCUGUGACUCGACACGGCCUGAAUUAAAGUUUACAUGCAAGGUCCAUGGAUGAAUGGAUUUAAAUAUUUAUGUUUUAAGUUUUGUAUACUGUUCUAUUAAGUAAUGUUUCAUUAUUUUAAAUGUGUUAUGCUUUAUUUUUGAACUUGUUAUUGGCAUUGAAUUUUGCCAGAUUUUUUUGCCUCUUUGAGUCUCCUCGGGUGAGAAGGGGGGGUGUAAAAAUGCUGUAAAUAAAUAAAUAAAAUAAGUUUGAUAAAAUAUUUGCAUUCUAAAAAAGGUUAAUUUAUGUUAAUUCUAUGUAAUAUAACUAUAUGAACAUACUGAUGUAAAUAAAUUUCUAGUUUGUAAGGUUA
This is a messenger RNA of Anolis carolinensis (green anole), 4310 nucleotides long. RefSeq names its product zinc finger MYM-type protein 1. Gene Ontology annotation, molecular function: protein dimerization activity. Bases 1 to 3609 code for a protein of 1202 amino acids. The record is from RefSeq and is a predicted model, not a curated record. NCBI's taxonomy places the organism in Eukaryota, Metazoa, Chordata, Lepidosauria, Squamata, Anolidae. Gene Ontology annotation, biological process: regulation of DNA-templated transcription. The transcript is spliced from 6 exons.